This is a messenger RNA of Adineta ricciae, 1929 nucleotides long. The record is from the annotation of a GenBank genome assembly. Lineage: Eukaryota; Metazoa; Rotifera; Eurotatoria; Adinetida; Adinetidae.
AUGGAUACGAAUAGAAUCGGCAACGGUGGAAUCUACAAGCCAACAAUUUUAACCGAUGCUGUGCCAUCGUCUUCGUCAACAAUCGGACAUUUUAUAAAUUGUUCUCUUGACGAUUAUCAACCUUCCUCAGCUCGUGACAGUGGCUGUUAUUCAUCAGCAGCCGAUGAAUUGCAUUCAAUGCAGCCGCAUUUAUCAAGUCCGAAUACGCACACUAAACAUCACCAUCACCAUCAAGCGAAAUACAAGAAAACAGUGCAACAGCUCGACGACAAAACUGAACAAGGAAAAUCAUCGAAGAAUGAACCGUUUGAUAAAGUUAUUAUUAACGUCAGCGGAUUACGUUUCGAAACACGAGCAUCUACGUUGCAACGGUAUCCACAUACAUUACUUGGUGACAAACAACGUCGUGGACAUUUUUUCGACUAUAUGAAUAAUGAAUAUUUUUUCGAACGACAUCGUUCAUCAUUCGAAGCUGUUCUGUAUUUCUAUCAAAGUCAUGGACGUUUAACUCGACCCGAGAAUAUUCCUGCGGAAAUCUUCCUAGAAGAAAUCAAGUUUUUCGAUCUUGGCGAAGAAGUACUCAAGCGUUAUCGGAAACAGGAAGGUUAUGUAGAAGAAAUACCUGUUCAACGACCUGUUAACGAACUCCAACGUAAAAUUUGGGAAAUCUUCGAAUGUCCGGAAUCAUCGAACAUAGCUCGUGUAGUGGCUAUUAUUUCGAUCAUUAUGAUUAUUAUAUCAAUUGCAUCGUUCAUUAUCGAAACUCUCCCGUUCAUACGUAAUGAACCCCCAUUAUCGUUUGAAUCAAAUGUAAACGGUACUGAACGAUAUAAUUCUUUGUCAGUGCAUAGUGAAACACGAUUUUCUUGGAUAUUUUUUGUACUUGAAACCAUCUGUGUCACCUGGUUCUUGUUCGAACUUUUAAGUCGAUUCUUCGUUGCACCGUCCAAAUUUAACUUUAUUAAAAAUGGUCCCAAUAUCAUCGAUGUCGUCUCAAUUAUCCCGUAUUUUAUACAACUAAUCGGCAACAUUUAUCAGAAAAAAGAUAGCAAUGUAUCGGGAUUUUCCUCGACAUUGACUGUUCUUCGAAUAGUUCGACUUGUGCGUGUCUUCCGAAUAUUUAAACUAUCAAGACACUUUAAGGGUCUACAAGUUCUUGCCUUGACAUUUGUGGCGUCAUGGAAAGAAUUGUUGCUAUUAAUGUUCUUUCUUUUCAUCAUUGUUAUCGUCUUCUCAUCGUUUAUGUAUUUUGUCGAAGCGGAUUAUUCAAAUAUAUCUCCAGCGAAACCGACCACUCAUCCAUCUUCGACUUCAUUUUCGUGUCCUCCACUUGCGAAUUGUCUUUCAACAUUAGAACAAAAUCAUGCGACGACACAAACCAACAAUCAAUUUGCAUCCAUUCCUGAUUCAUUCUGGUUUUCAAUCAUAACAAUGACAACUGUAGGCUAUGGAGAUUAUGUACCACGUACGACACUAGGCAAAGUUAUCGGUGCUGCUUGUGCUAUAACAGGUGUAUUGACGAUUGCUUUGCCCGUGCCAAUCAUAGUAUCGAAUUUUACGUAUUUUUAUCAACGACAAAUGGAAGAUAAUGAACGACAGUAUCAAGCGAGACAGAAAGCACAAGCAGCAAACCAAUUAACAUCAGACAAACGUCAGCUCUAUUUGCUGAAUGAAAAAGAUCGAGGACCUGAAUGUAAUGAAUGGGAAACGUCAUUAAAUGAACCGGAUUAUUCCGAUUAUCGUGAAAUAACACAUGCUGUCACGAAGAAAUUGGUACAUAAUGCCUAUUUCAAAGCGUUUCGAGGUUCAAAGAAAAUCUCUCCGACAAUGCGAAAUCAAAAACUACCAACAACAAAUGCGCCGUAUCAAAUGAAUCAUCGAAUUUAUCAAAUAGCUGACGAUAAGCAUGAAACUGAUACUCUCUGUUGA